AUGGUAACGACGCUCGGCCUGAAGAUGGCGGCCGAGACGGGUGGAAGAGCGAGCUCCUCGGCUUCAGGCCGGAGCCCGAGCCGGUGGCAGUGGAGCGGUUCUUUAUGGGUCCGAGGCGUUUUACUCCUGUUGGGCGGGCUCCGGGCAAGCGCUACAUCUAUUCCUGUCUCCUUGGGCAGUUCUCCUCCCUGCCGGCACCACGUCCCCUCUGAGUCUGAGGUCAUAAAUAAGGUCCAUCUUAAGGCAAAUCAUGUUGUAAAGAGAGAUGUUAAUGAACAUUUAAGAAUCAAGACUGUCUACGAUAAAAGUAUUGAAGAGUUGCUCCCUGAGAAAAGACACCUUGUAAAGACCAAACUUUUUCCACAAGCUGUUUCUUAUUUAGAGAAGACUUUUCAGGUUCGUAGACCUGCGGGCACCAUAUUACUUAGUAGACAAUGUGCAACAAACCAAUACCAAUACCUACGGAAGGAAAAUGAUCACCAUAGAUGCUGUACUGAGGAAUGUGCAGAGCAUACAAAAUGUGGCCCCGUUAUAGUGCCUGAGGAGCACCUCCAGCAAUGCAGAGUCUGCUGUGGGGGUAAGUGGCCCUGUGGAGCAGUGGGUGUGCCAGACCAAGAGGGAGUCCGGGAUGCAGACUUUGUUCUUUAUGUUGGUGCUCUGGCCACUGAGAGGUGCAGCCAUGAAAACAUCAUCUCUUAUGCAGCCUAUUGUCAGCAGGAAGCAAAAAUGGACAGGCCAAUUGCAGGAUAUGCUAACCUGUGUCCAAAUAUGAUCUCUACCCAGCCUCAGGAGUUUGUUGGGAUGCUGUCCACAGUGAAACAUGAGAUUAUUCAUGCCCUGGGUUUCUCUGCUGGGCUAUUUGCAUUCUACCGUGAUAAAGAUGGAAAUCCUCUAACUUCAAGAUUUGCAGAUGGUCUCCCACCUUUUAACUAUAGUCUUGGAUUAUAUCAAUGGAGUGAUAAAGUAGUUCGAAAAGUGGAGAGAUUAUGGGAUAUUCGAGAUAAUAAGAGAGUUCCUCACACCGUGUAUCUUCUAGUAACACCUCGUGUUGUUGAUGAAGCACGAAACACUUUUAACUGUCCAAUUCUGGAGGGAAUGGAACUUGAAAAUCAAGGUGGUAUGGGCACUGAGCUCAACCAUUGGGAAAAGCGAUUAUUAGAGAAUGAAGCAAUGACUGGUUCUCACACCCAGAACCGAGUCCUCUCUCGAAUCACUCUGGCGUUAAUGGAGGACACUGGCUGGUAUAAAGCUAAUUACAGCAUGGCUGAGAAGUUAGACUGGGGCCGAGGAAUGGGCUGUGACUUUGUCAGGAGGAGCUGUAUCUGGAUUGAUCAGCAGAGACAAAUAGAUUUCGUGUGA
Balaenoptera musculus (blue whale) is the source of this 1359-nucleotide messenger RNA. RefSeq names its product leishmanolysin-like peptidase. NCBI's taxonomy places the organism in Eukaryota, Metazoa, Chordata, Mammalia, Artiodactyla, Balaenopteridae. Gene Ontology annotation, molecular function: metalloendopeptidase activity. Gene Ontology annotation, cellular component: cytoplasm; membrane. The record is from RefSeq and is a predicted model, not a curated record. Gene Ontology annotation, biological process: proteolysis; cell adhesion.